AUGAAAUUGAUUGCUACAUUAUUAGUCGUAUUAGUAUGCGUCAGUGCUGCUCCAAGAAAUCCAUUUGACUAUUCAAAGAAAAGAUCUUUGACAGCAGUUAUGGCUGAAGUUGAAGCAAAAUUGAAAAACAAGUCACCACUUGAUGCUAUUUUGAAUGUCUUAGGAGAUUUCAGAGAUGCAGUCAACACAGAAUAGGUUAAUCAUGAUGAAAUCUAUAACACAUAAUAAGCUGAAUGUGCUUCUGAACAUGAAUUUAGAUCAAGAUAAGUUUAAGAUGCUCAAACAGUUUUAAGAGAUUCUACUGCUGCCUUAAAUGUUUGCAGUACUUCUAAAAUUAGAACAACUAACAUCUAAGAAGUCAACUAAUAAUAAUACUAAUCAGCUUAAGAACAUAUGACCACAGUCUUGAAUGCUGCUGAAACAGAAGCUUAAUACUUCAAGAGAAGAGGAAGAGAUUAUGAAGAUGCUCUUCAUGCUAUUGAUGAAGCUUAAGAUAUCUUAGCUUCAAUCUAUAGUGGAUCAGGAUCAUUUGCUGAAAUCAGCAGAGUUUCAAAGAGUAUGCUCUAAACUGCCUUUAACAUCAACGAAACAGCUAAAUUUGCCCCAAUCUUCUAUGCCUUUGCUUAAUUAGCUGCCUAAGAAGGACAACUUGAUGAAUCAGCCCUUGAAAGAGUUGCUUAACUUUUGGACACUUUGAGAUCAAACAUCCAAGAAGCCUACAAUGAUUAUGCAGCCUCAAAUGCUGCCUCAGUUGCUGCCUUCAAUGACUAAAAGGAAAGAUUAGGAUAAACUAUUGCCAGACUUGAAGCCUAAAAUGAAAGACUCUCUGAAAAGUUAACCAACUUAGUUUAAUGUAUUGGAACUCAAUCAGCCAUUGCUUAAACUGCUUCAGGAAAACUCUAAAGAAACUAAUAACUUUGGGAUUAAGCUUAAACUUUAUGCUCAACCUUUGCCAAUGAAUAUAACUAUGCCACUUAAGCAAGAAGAAACGAAAUCUAAUUAGUUGCUCAAUUGGAAGAGAUGGUUGCUGAAAGAUUCGACUAAGUUGAAGAUGAAAAUCACGAAAGAAACUAAAAACUUGCUGCAGCAGUUGGAUAUUGAU
Molecule: messenger RNA, 1102 nt
Organism: Paramecium pentaurelia
Lineage: Eukaryota; Ciliophora; Oligohymenophorea; Peniculida; Parameciidae
Source: the annotation of a GenBank genome assembly